CUUUUAUUGUGAAGGGAAAAGGGCGGAAGCGGGGUUGUUUUUCCUGGUGAGGUCACACUGUUAUCACAGAGACUUUGGAGCUGAAGUAUUUUUGACAGCAAAAUGAAGUUUAAUGGAGCUGCCAGGCGCUGUUAGCGCAGUUUUCCCUAAGGCCGAGCCGUGCUGGCUGCUCUGGGAGCGGAGCUGAAGCAGCAGAGCCAUGCUGCUUUGACAACUCCUGUCUCUCCUGGACCUGAGUGAUUGGCUAAACGGCUGCUAGCGUCUGCACUCAGAACAUCUGCAGGUGCAGCAGCAAUAUGACUAAGAGAAGCCCAUCUCUUCAGCUGGUUAAAAGGAUGCUGAACCAUCACUGCAGAGGGAACCCUGAUCUCCAUGAGGAGCUGCAGAUCCAGGCUGCUGUUGCAGCGGGGGACAUCUGCACCGUCAGGAGGAUGCUGGAGCAGGGAUAUUCACCUAAGAUACGGGACGCCAACGGGUGGACCCUGCUGCACUUCUCCGCUGCCAAAGGAAAAGAGCGAUGUGUCCGAGUUUUUCUGGAGCAUGGAGCGGACCCCACAGUAAAGGACUUUAUUGGUGGCUUCACAGCACUGCACUAUGCAGCAAUGCAUGGCAGGGCCCGUAUCGCCCGGUUGAUGCUUGAGUCCGAGUAUCGUGGGGACAUUAUAAACGCCAAAAGCAACGACGGCUGGACACCCCUGCACGUGGCAGCCCACUACGGCCGCGACUCGUUUGUGCGCCUCCUGUUGGAGUUUAGGGCAGAGGUGGACCCACUUAGUGACAAAGGCACCACCCCACUGCAGCUGGCCAUCAUUCGCGAGCGUUCCAGCUGUGUGCGCAUCCUGCUGGACCACAGCGCCAACAUUGACAUUCAGAACGGUUUCCUGCUGCGCUACGCCGUCAUCAAGGGAAACCAUUCCUACUGCCGUAUGUUCCUGCAGAGGGGAGCGGACACAAACCUCGGUCGCCUGGAAGAUGGACAGACCCCGCUGCAUCUGUCCGCCCUUAGGGAUGAUGUGCUGUGCGCUCAGAUGCUCUACGCAUACGGCGCUAAUACCAACACCAGGAACUACGAAGGCCAGACCCCUGUUGCUGUGUCUGUAAGCAUGUCUGGAAUUAGUCGGCCUUGUCUGGAUUUCCUGCAGGAGGUCACCAGGCAACCUCGAAGUCUCCAAGACCUGUGUCGAAUAAAAAUCCGUCAUUGUAUUGGCCUUCAAAGUUUGAAAUUCUUGGAGGAUCUUCCAAUUGCAAAGGUUAUGAAAGACUAUUUAAAACAUAAGUUUGACAGUUUGUGAAGCGGCAACAAGCGAACACAGUGACGGACUCUGUCAGACUAUGCAAGCAUUAUCAUUCUGCUCUAGGAGAAGGAUCCUCUGCUCUGUUCUGUACAUGCUGAAGACCAUUUAGUCCUUUGGGAUUUUGUUUUCUUUACUGACGCUCUAUUAAGCCUUAUUUAAACUUGUUGCAGUUGCUGAACAUUUUUAGAAGCCAGCUUUCUUUUUAGGUGACUGAAACCUAAUUUUAUUGCGUAUGGCAUUUUUCUCUGAAUAAUCACAUUUACAUUUUAUUCAUAUGUUAUCCCAAUGGUGAAGGUUUGAAAAGAUUGAAACAUGGGUAUAUAGAUUUUCAGGUUUUUUUUUUUUUUUUUUUUUUUUUACAAAACUAUCGAAGGUAGCUUUUUUUAUACUUCAACCAACGCAUUGACAGAAAACACAGAGAAGUGGCCAAAAAGUAUGAACAAGACUGGUAUUAACAUCCUGUGACAGUUCAACAGGAGUAAAAAUCUUACCUGGGGAGGCCUAUGAAAGCCCUGGUACGUCCAGCACCUGAGGACAAAAGCCUGUGGAUAGUUAAAAGAAGCUUCACUGCCACCAAAAAGGUUAUGUAGUAAUGAUUCUGAAUAUAAGUAGUAGCUGUUUGAAUAUGUGCAACAAUUUGUCUUUUCUGGGUUUUUUGUCUUAAUCAACUUGAAUCUCUGUUGAAGGACAGUCAGAGGAAAGCAUUUAGUCCAGAGGCUCCUCAGAGCAUUGAUAUUUUUUGGGGGGUUAUGUAAAGAAGUAAUGAGUAAUUGGUAUCCUACCUGUGCUAGAUGACUGCUUUCAUGACUUCGGCAUAGAUGAAGAGAAUUCAAUUUGGAAUCAUCCAAAAAUUGCUGUGCUGGUUCAAGUGAAGGCUAAUUAAUUUAUUUGUGGACUGCCUUACUUUCCUGUUGGUCUCUACUCUGCUGACAUACACUUAACAUGUAGCCUUUUCAUCUAUUUUGCCAUAAGUGUUUCACAUUGGAAACAACCAGACUUCUGUAAAAAAAAAUAGCCUAAUGCAGGCAUGACACUGGUUCAAAGGUUUGAACAAUACUGCUUGCAUGAUCCGUGUUAAACCAGAAGAGUUUUAAAAAGCAGGAGUCCUCUUCGCUCUGGGUUCUGCACUGACCAGCUGUGAGCUCACUGGAACAGUCUCAAUGUCCCAUCCAGGCAGAACGUGCAAAAGGCCUUAUUAACAGUAGGUGAGAUACUAACUGUUUAUAGCUUCUGCACAAACCCUCCCUCCCUUAAAAAAGCUAACAAAAAUAUUCAAAAUAUGUCUUUCAAAGUUUAAGUAAGUUCAUUUUGAGCUGAAACAUUUAUGACUGGAUGUGAUGAUAGCUUACUGUCUGGUUGCACUUUUUUUUUUUUCUAAAGCGACCCGAGAUUUCCUGUAUUUUCAUUGGUUUGGGUGAGGUCAAACAGGACUGUGGAGAUGACGUUGAGUUUGCAGUGAAACUGUCUGACUGACCAUAUGAAGCCGUCAGUGGUUGAUCAGGCUGCAAGUAUUGGUCCACUAGAGUCAUGUGUCCCAGAAACGCCACUGAGGCAUCAUUAGCAGCCAUUUACGAAACACGGCUCUGACUUCUUCAUGGAAGCACCUCUGAGGUGUGAGAGCAAUGGUUUAGCUUUUAGUGGAUAAAAAAAAAACAAGUGUAAGUUUAAAAAAGACAAACGAAAACAAGUCCAGUGUGUUGGCUCAAACCGCUUGAUUUAACUCUUAAUUUGAAAUAGAAUUUAAAAAAGCCAGCCAGUUUUAUUUAAAUAAAUUGGUGGGAGAGUGAAAUAUGUAGUUAAAAUCAUUUGGAAACGUCAGAUAUUGCUUAAAGGCACAGCUUCAGCGAGCCCUAGCAGGCCAUGCUAUGUUCCUUUCCUUGCCAUGUAUUCCAUUUAAGCUGGGGGUGAGAGCGCGGUGGGACCAUCACCUUUCCUCUCUAACGCAGCCGUGUUUCCAGGAACACGGACACUUCCACACCUACAGUCAGGGGAAACAUGUGGCGGCCGAUUUAUGGAGAAUCUCUUCAAGCAAUAAUCUCUGCUGUUCCCAACAUUUACAUUUUGGAAAGUCUUGUGACUCGUUUGGUGUGAAUUCAAUAUUUUAUGUGUGUGAGUUCAUUAAUGUUUCAUUUUGAAUAUGUUCUCUGUAAUAUAAGUUUUUUGCCAUUAAAGUUCUGUGCUUUCUUCGCC
Fundulus heteroclitus (mummichog) is the source of this 3485-nucleotide messenger RNA. It is a transcript of the gene asb7, whose product is annotated as ankyrin repeat and SOCS box containing 7. The transcript is spliced from 5 exons. The record is from RefSeq and is a predicted model, not a curated record. Gene Ontology annotation, molecular function: protein binding. Lineage: Eukaryota; Metazoa; Chordata; Actinopteri; Cyprinodontiformes; Fundulidae. The coding region runs from base 297 to 1292 and encodes 331 amino acids. Gene Ontology annotation, biological process: intracellular signal transduction.